CGCAACUUAAAUGCAUCCGAAUCCUCCCGCAUAAGAGCGCUGGGCUGCGCCCUGCACAGAGCCUAUCUGGCGAUGGGUCAUGUUGGGUUGGCCCACCACCACGCCAUGGUACCCACCGACCCCUGGAGUGCAGGGUCACAUCCCUUGCGCUACCGGGUCCCCACCUGCACCACCACCAUCGCCACCCACCAGGACCUUCCCCCCUCCAACCAGCCCAGGCUAGGGCUCACCCAAUCCACCACUCCCUUCGUAAAUUGGAGCCACCCCGCAUGCGACUCGUACAUACGCGUCGCAACGCACCCCAAUACAUCAUCUCACAAGUAGACCAGGUUUUUCGGUACCUUGCGCUUGCUGCAAUCACCCCAUUCACCGCUGCUGUCAGUUUUGCCUCUCACUGUGCUCCAAAUUCGCCUAAUGUGGUUAAAUUUUUCGCUAUUAGUAAGAACAGCAAGAUAUUUAUAUAAGCCCUUCAGCCCUUAAUUUGGCGACCCCCGAGUAGUUAUGAGUAGCUUAGCAAUGGGUUUGCCCCGGGAAAAGUUA
This is a messenger RNA of Suhomyces tanzawaensis NRRL Y-17324, 540 nucleotides long. RefSeq lists its product as uncharacterized. Bases 73 to 324 code for a protein of 83 amino acids. The record is from RefSeq and is a predicted model, not a curated record. The transcript has a single exon. Lineage: Eukaryota; Fungi; Ascomycota; Pichiomycetes; Serinales; Debaryomycetaceae.